GUAUAAUGUUUUCGGCACGUACAGUAUUUGUUCUAUUCUACACCCUUCUUCUGGCCGUCGCCAUCGUCAGUGCCGCUCCAAAUCGCAUUCUGAUGCGAUUCGGUAAACGAGCUGAUCCAGUACAAUAUCGUCCAUUUGUUCCGUCUGACUACUACCCGGUAGAGUUGCUUGGCUCUUCACGUGGUGCGGAUGGUGAUAUGUAGAU
Molecule: messenger RNA, 205 nt
Organism: Cylicostephanus goldi
Lineage: Eukaryota; Metazoa; Nematoda; Chromadorea; Rhabditida; Strongylidae
Source: the annotation of a GenBank genome assembly